Molecule: messenger RNA, 2532 nt
Organism: Mauremys reevesii (Reeves's turtle)
Lineage: Eukaryota; Metazoa; Chordata; Testudines; Geoemydidae
Product: collagen alpha-1(I) chain-like
Exons: 1
Coding region: 1-2532 (843 amino acids)
Source: RefSeq, a predicted model, not a curated record
AUGGUCCUGGGCGCCCACACCCUGCUGCCCGGGGCGUUGGGGGAGCGACGGGACGGGGACGAGGGCUCAGCCCUGCUGCCCGGGGCGUCGGGGGAGCAACGGGACGGGACGGGACGGGGACGAGGGCCCGGCCCUGCUGCCCGGGGCGUCGGGGGAGGGACGGGACGGGGACGAGGGCCCGGCCCUGCUGCCCGGGGCGUCGGGGGAGCGACGGGACGGGACGGGGACGAGGGCUCAGCCCUGCUGCCCGGGCGCCGGGGAGCAAUGGGACGGACGGGACGAGGGCCCAGCCCUGCUGCCCGGGCGCCGGGGAGCGACGGGACGGACGGGACGAGGCUCAGCCCUGCUGCCCGGGCGCCGGGGAGCGGCGGGACGGACGGGACGAGGGCCCGCCCUGCUGCCUGGGGCGCCGGGGAGCGACGGACGGACGGGACGAGGCCCGCCCUGCUGCCCGGGCGCCGGGGAGCGACGGGACGGGACGGGGACGAGGGCACGGCCCUGCGGCCCGGGGCGUCGGGGGAGCGACGGGACGGGACGGGGACGAGGGCCCGGCCCUGCUGCCCGGGGCGUCGGGGGAGCGACGGGACGGGGACGAGGGCCCGGCCCUGCUGCCCGGGGCGUCGGGGGAGCGACGGGACGGGGACGAGGGCCCGGCCCUGCUGCCCGGGGCGUCGGGGGAGCGACGGGACGGGACGGGGACGAGGGCCCGGCCCUGCUGCCCGGGGCGUUGGGGGAGCGAUGGGACGGGGACGAGGGCCUGGCCCUGCUGCCCAGGGCAUCGGGGGAGCGACGGGACGGGACGAGGCCCGCCCUGCUGCCCGGGCGCCGGGGAGCGGCGGACGGACGGGACGAGGCCCGCCCUGCUGCCCGGGCGCCAGGGGAGCGACGGAUGGGACGGGACGAGGCCCGCCCUGCUGCCCGGGCGCCGGGGAGCGACGGGAUGGGACGGGACGAGGCCCGCCCUGCUGCCCGGGCGCCGGGGAGCGACGGAUGGGACGGGACGAGGCCCGCCCUGCUGCCCGGGCGCCGGGGAGCGACGGACGGGACGAGGGCUCGCCCUGCUGCCCGGGAGUCGGGGAGCGACGGGAUGGGACGGGACGAGGCCCGCCCUGCUGCCCGGGAGUCGGGGAGCGACGGACGGACGGGACGAGGGCCCGCCCUGCUGCCCGGGCGCCGGGGAGCGGCGGGACGGGGACGACGGCUCGGCCCUGCUGCCCGGGGCGUCGGGGGAGCGACGGGACGGGACGGGGACAAGGGCCCGGCCCUGCUGCCUGGGGCGUCGGGGGAGCGAUGGGAGAGGGACGGGGACGAGGGCCCGGCCCUGCUGCCUGGGGCGUCGGGGGAGCGACGGGACAGGACGGGGACGAGGGCCCGGCCCUGCUGCCCGGGCGCCGGGGAGCGACGGGGACGGGACGAGGCCCGCCCUGCUGCCCGGGCGUCGUGGGAGGGACGGGACGGGGACGAGGGCCCGGCCCUGCUGCCCGGGGCGUCGGGGGAGCGACGGGCCGGGACGGGGACGAGGGCCCGGCCCUGCUGCCCGGGCGCCGGGGAGCGGCGGACGGGGACGAGGCCCGCCCUGCUGCCCGGGCGUUGGGGGAGCCGGCGGGACGGGACGAGGGCCCGCCCUGCUGCCCAGGCAUCGGGGAGCGACGGACGGACGGGGACGAGGCCCGCCCUGCUGCCCGGGCGCCGGGGAGCGGCGGGACGGGGACGAGGCCCGCCCUGCUGCCCGGGCGCCGGGAGCGACGGACGGGACGAGGGCUCGCCCUGCUGCCCGGGAGUCGGGGAGCGACGGACGGACGGGACGAGGGCCCGCCCUGCUGCCCGGGCGCCGGGGAGCGACGGACGGGACGAGGCCCGCCCUGCUGCCCGGGAGUCGGGGAGCGACGGACGGACGGGGACGAGGGCCCGCCCUGCUGCCCGGGCGCCGGGGAGCGACGGACGGGACGAGGCCCGCCCUGCUGCCCGGGCGCCGGGGAGCGGCGGACGGGGACGAGGCCCGCCCUGCUGCCCGGGCGCCGGGGAGCGACGGACGGACGGGACGAGGGCCCGCCCUGCUGCCUGGGGCGCCGGGGAGCGGCGGACGGGGACGAGGGCCCGGCCCUGCUGCCCGGGGCGUCGGGGAGCGAUGGGACGGGGACGAGGGCCCGGCCCUGCUGCCCGGGCGCCGGGGAGCGGCGGACGGGACGAGGGCCCGCCCUGCUGCCCGGGCGCCGGGGAGCGGACGGGACGGGGACGAGGCCCGCCCUGCUGCCCGGGCGCCGGGGAGCGGCGGGACGGGACGAGGGCCCGCCCUGCUGCCCGGGCGCCGGGGAGCGGCGGGACGGGACGAGGGCCCGCCCUGCUGCCCGGGCGCCGGGGAGCGACGGGACGGGGACGAGGGCCCGGCCCUGCUGCCCGGGGCGUCGGGGGAGCGAUGGGACGGGGACGAGGGCCCGGCCCUGCUGCCCGGGGCGUCGGGGGAGCCAUGUGGUACUGGCUGUGAGGGGCUCAGACGCUGCAGGGAGGGGCUCUGGCAGUGCCGUACCUUAG